This is a messenger RNA of Candidula unifasciata, 441 nucleotides long. NCBI's taxonomy places the organism in Eukaryota, Metazoa, Mollusca, Gastropoda, Stylommatophora, Geomitridae. The record is from the annotation of a GenBank genome assembly.
AUGGGCCGCAUAAAAGUCCAAGCGUGCCGCGCAAAAGUCCAAGCGGGCCGCGCAAAAGUCCAAGCGGGCUGCGCAAAAGUCCAAGCGGGCCGGGCAAAAGUCCAAGAGUGCCGCGUAAAAGUCCAAGCGGGCUGCGCAAAAGUCCAAGCGGGCCGGGCAAAAGUCCAAGCGUGCCGCGCAAAAGUCCAAGCGGGCUGCGCAAAAGUCCAAGCAGGCCGCGUAAAAGUCCAAGCGGGUUGCGCAAAAGUCCAAGCGGGCCGCGCAAAAGUCCAAGCGGGCCGGGCAAAAGUCCAAGCAGGCCGCGUAAAAGUCCAAGCGGGCCGCGCAAAAGUCCAAGCGGGCCGCGUAAAAGUUCCAGCGGGCCGCGUAAAAGUCCAAGCAGGCCGCCAAAAGUCCAAGCGGGCCACGCAAAAGUCCAAGCGGGCCGCCAACAAUGUAUGA